CUUGAAAUUGCUUGUAUGGAAAAUCCGGGUGAUCUGAAGAAACAGUUGUUAGUUGAAUUCGAAGAUGAACAAGGUAUUGACGAAGGUGGUCUGAGCAAGGAGUUCUUUCAACUGAUCAUCGAGAAAAUCUUUGAUCCAGUUUACGGAAUGUUCGUUCUGGAUGAACAGUGCCAAACGUACUGGUUCAAUCCUGUCCCGUUGGAGGAUUUGGAUCGCGAAUACUGCCUGAUCGGGAUUCUGCUUGGUCUUGCUAUCUACAACGAUGUCAUUCUCGAUAUCCACUUUCCUGCCGUACUGUAUCGCAAACUGGUAGGCAAGCUGGGUACUUAUGAAGACCUGAAAGAUGCUCGACCGGUGAGCUUCAACUUAAAAAAAGAAUCAUUUUUCAUUUGA
Molecule: messenger RNA, 393 nt
Organism: Echinostoma caproni
Lineage: Eukaryota; Metazoa; Platyhelminthes; Trematoda; Plagiorchiida; Echinostomatidae
Source: the annotation of a GenBank genome assembly